Molecule: messenger RNA, 198 nt
Organism: Helobdella robusta
Lineage: Eukaryota; Metazoa; Annelida; Clitellata; Rhynchobdellida; Glossiphoniidae
Exons: 2
Coding region: 1-198 (65 amino acids)
Biological process (GO): brain development; central nervous system development; neuron differentiation
Molecular function (GO): DNA binding; DNA-binding transcription factor activity, RNA polymerase II-specific
Source: RefSeq, a predicted model, not a curated record
AUGACGAAGCGGAACAGGACGGCGUUCACUCAACAACAAUUAAAAACACUUGAAAGCAAUUUCUUCAAAUGCAAAUAUUCCAUCGGACAAGAAAGGAAGACGCUAGCAGAGAGUUUGGAUCUCACGGAAAUACAGGUAAAAGUAUGGUUUCAAAACAGACGAACAAAGGAAAGACGUUGGAAUAAGUCGCUGGAAUGA